AUGGGUAACAUAUGUUCCCGCUCCUCGAACAAUGACCCGGAAGCUUUCACAGGACCCGGCCGUGUUGUCGGAACCUCAGAUCCUUCCAACUCAGCACCGCGCGCCUCCGUCCCCCCAACCACAAACUGGAAGUCCUCGCCGGGUCGCACGCUGGGGGAAACCUCGCCUGGUGGGGCGCAAGGGGCUAGUGACGAAGCGCGGUCGAAUGCUGCGAUUGCAGCGCAGAAACGCGCGGAGUCCAUGUCAGCUACGAGCAAGGGCAAGCUCGGCUCAAAACUAGCGGCUCAGAAGGCAAAGACACAGACGCAGACAUUGGAUGAAGCUAGUCGGGAUGAGAGGGCGGCGCGGGAUGUGGAUGAGGUGGAACAGGCGAGACAGUGGUCCUGA
This is a messenger RNA of Penicillium pulvis, 387 nucleotides long. RefSeq lists its product as uncharacterized. The transcript has 2 exons. Bases 1 to 387 code for a protein of 128 amino acids. The record is from RefSeq and is a predicted model, not a curated record. NCBI's taxonomy places the organism in Eukaryota, Fungi, Ascomycota, Eurotiomycetes, Eurotiales, Aspergillaceae.